Hemicordylus capensis (graceful crag lizard) is the source of this 4975-nucleotide messenger RNA. It is a transcript of the gene HK1, whose product is annotated as hexokinase 1. Gene Ontology annotation, cellular component: cytosol; mitochondrion. The coding region runs from base 232 to 2985 and encodes 917 amino acids. The record is from RefSeq and is a predicted model, not a curated record. Gene Ontology annotation, molecular function: mannokinase activity; D-glucose binding; glucokinase activity. Lineage: Eukaryota; Metazoa; Chordata; Lepidosauria; Squamata; Cordylidae. Gene Ontology annotation, biological process: glycolytic process; intracellular glucose homeostasis; glucose 6-phosphate metabolic process. The transcript is spliced from 18 exons.
CUGUCACUAUCGCGUGGAAGAAAAGGGAGACCAAAAAAAGCUGCAUUUUUUUUUUUUUACCUUGUGGGAGGUGAAGAAAAGCUCUUUAGAAUCUUUUACUUGCAAGAGAGAGAGAGAAAACAAAGAGGAGAUAAAAGCAGCGUUUUGCAUCAUACUCGCAGAAAUCAGCCCAAUUGUUUCUUGGGCUGGCCAGCAGAACCACUGAGAGAGAGUUUUAUUUAACCAGUCAGGAUGAUAGCUGCACAGCUUCUGGCCUAUUACUUCACAGAAUUAAAGGAUGAUCAGGUCAAAAAGAUUGAUAAAUAUCUGUAUGCCAUGCGGCUCUCUGAUGAAACGCUGAUGGAUGUUAUGGCUCGCUUCAGGAGAGAGAUGCAGAGUGGGCUUUCCAGGGAUUUCAACCCAACAGCCUCAGUGAAGAUGCUGCCUACAUUUGUAAGGUCAAUUCCAGAUGGAUCAGAGAAAGGAGAUUUCAUUGCACUGGAUCUCGGUGGAUCUUACUUUCGUAUUCUGCGAGUGAAAGUCUCCCAUGAGAAAAAGCAAACAGUACAAAUGGAAACUGAGAUUUAUAAUACUCCAGAAGAUAUUAUGCAUGGCAGUGGAACACGGCUUUUUGAUCAUGUUGCUGAGUGUUUAGGAGACUUCAUGGAGAAACAAGAAAUCAAGGACAAGAAAUUGCCAAUUGGGUUCACAUUUUCUUUCCCAUGCAGGCAAUCCAAACUCGAUGAGGGUUAUCUGAUAACCUGGACAAAGCGCUUCAAAGCAAGUGGAGUUGAGGGAGCAGAUGUAGUGAAGCUCCUAAACAAGGCAAUCAAGAAACGUGGGGAUUAUGAUGCAGACAUUAUGGCAGUUGUUAAUGAUACCGUAGGAACAAUGAUGACCUGUGGAUAUGACGACCAGCGUUGUGAAGUUGGCUUGAUUAUCGGUACUGGCACAAAUGCCUGUUACAUGGAGGAAAUGAGACACAUUGAUCUGGUGGAAGGCGACGAAGGGCGGAUGUGUAUCAAUACUGAAUGGGGAGCAUUUGGAGAUGACGGCUUGUUAGAAGACAUCCGGACUGAAUUUGACAGAGAGAUUGACCGGGGUUCCCUUAAUCCUGGGAAGCAACUAUUUGAGAAGAUGGUCAGUGGCAUGUACAUGGGUGAACUUGUCAGGCUGAUCCUUGUAAAAAUGGCAAAAGAAGGUCUGAUUUUUGAGGGACGAAUCACUCCUGAACUUCUAACCAAAGGAAAAUUGGAAACUAAGCAUGUUUCUGCCAUAGAAAAGAGCAAGGAAGGUUUGCAGAAAGCCAAAGAGAUACUGACACGUCUUGGGGUUGAGCCCUCCCAUGAAGACUGCAUUGCUGUCCACCAUGUAUGCACAAUAGUUUCAUUCCGCUCUGCAAACCUGGUGGCUGCUGCUCUGGGAGCCAUCCUGUGCCAGCUGCGGGACAAUAAGGGAGUUGGCCGUCUGCGUACCACGGUGGGGGUUGACGGCUCCCUUUACAAGAUGCACCCACAAUACUCUAGACGUCUGCAAAAAACGGUGAGACGCUUAGUGCCUGACUCUGAGGUGCGUUUUUUGCUGUCUGAAAGUGGCAGUGGGAAGGGUGCUGCAAUGGUGACAGCUGUCGCCUACAGGCUGGCUGAGCAGCACCGGCUCAUCACAGAGACCCUGGCUGAAUUCAAGCUGACCAAUGAGCAGCUGCUUCAGGUGAAGAAGAGGAUGCGCGUGGAAAUAGAAGCUGGCCUUAGGAAGAAAUCUCACGACCACGCAAAGGUCAAAAUGCUGCCCACCUUCGUCCGCAGCACACCCGAUGGAACAGAGAAUGGAGACUUUCUGGCUCUGGAUCUUGGAGGAACAAACUUUAGAGUUUUGCUUGUGAAGAUCCGAAGUGGUAAAAGGAGAAUGGUGGAAAUGCACAAUAAAAUAUAUGCAAUUCCUAUAGAGGUUAUGCAGGGGACUGGAGAAGAGCUGUUUGAUCACAUUGUUUCCUGCAUCUCGGACUUCCUGGAUUACAUGGGAAUAAAAGGUGCACGACUACCUCUUGGCUUUACAUUUUCUUUCCCUUGCAAACAGACAAGCUUAGAUGCUGGCAUCCUUCUGAAUUGGACCAAAGGCUUUAAGGCUACUGACUGUGAAGGAGAAGAUGUUGUUAAUUUGUUAAGGGAAGGAAUUAAACGAAGAGAGGAAUUUGACUUGGAUGUUGUGGCAGUAGUGAAUGAUACAGUUGGGACUAUGAUGACUUGUGCCUAUGAAGAGCCAAAUUGUGAAAUUGGACUCAUUGUGGGAACUGGCAGCAAUGCAUGUUACAUGGAGGAAAUGAGAAAUAUAGAGAUGGUAGAAGGAGAGCAGGGAAGAAUGUGUGUGAACAUGGAGUGGGGUGCGUUUGGAGACAGUGGAUGCCUAGAUGACAUCAGGACGAUCUAUGACAAAGCUGUUGAUGAAUACUCAUUAAAUAGUGGCAAGCAAAGAUAUGAAAAAAUGAUCAGUGGAAUGUACUUGGGGGAAAUUGUCCGCAACAUUUUGAUUGACUUCACAAAAAGAGGAUUCCUCUUUAGAGGUCAAAUUUCAGAAACACUGAAAACUAGGGGCAUUUUUGAAACCAAGUUCCUUUCACAGAUUGAGAGUGAUAGGUUAGCACUGCUUCAGGUUCGUACAAUCCUCCAGCAGCUGGGUCUGAACAGCACCUGUGACGACAGUAUCAUUGUCAAGAUGGUGUGUGGGGCAGUGUCGAGAAGAGCAGCCCAGGUGUGUGGGGCUGGAAUGGCUGCUGUUGUAGAUAAAAUAAGGGAGAACAGAGGAUUGGACCAUCUGGAUGUAACUGUGGGAGUAGAUGGUACACUUUAUAAACUUCAUCCACACUUUUCAAAAAUCAUGCACCAAACUGUAAAGGAUCUGGCGCCUAAAUGUGACGUGACAUUCCUUCUUUCUGAAGAUGGCAGCGGCAAAGGGGCUGCCCUCAUCACUGCUGUAGGAUGUAGACUCCGCGAUGCUGAGCAGAACUGAACUCUGCAGCACUGGCUUAUUCUGCCUUCUGAGCACUUUCUUGUAAAGCAGCAGUUCUGUAGUCUGAACUGGCAGGGAGUCCUCAGAAUUCACUGCUUUAUGGAAGAGUUGGAGUUUAAAAACAAUAGGAUCCUGAAUAGAGUGUGCUGUUGCUGUUAAUAUCUCCCAUCUCUGAACCCUGGUCUGCAUGUGUCUUUUUCUGCCCUAUUUGGUACAUUCCCCCUGUGUUGAUCAAUUAAAGAAAAAAGAAUCUAUACUUUAAACAGACGUCAAAAAUAAGUUUAUUAUUUGAGGUCUAAAGUUACAGCCAAAUAAUAUACAUGAACAAAGAGCAGGUGAUAUUCUGUGUCAAGUGUAUUUUUUCCAGCUGCUACUACAUCCUUAUUAAAUAAAUAUACUACCAACGAUGUUGAAUAUGAGACAAAUGCUUAUGCAAAGGGGACUUAACAGUUCCCUUCUGAAUUUUUAGCCUAACAUUGUUUCACUUUUCAAACAACCUCAGAGCUUUCACAGCUGUUGGGCAGCACUGUGUGCUCAUGUAAUUCUCUGUAGCCAGAUUUCUCUUAAGAACAGGAAUGGUCUCCUCUUCAUAUUCAGUCAUGGGAGGGAAAGAAUAAAUGUCCCCACAUGUCUAGUAUCACUGGAAUUUCCCAUUGCUUUGGUGAAUGAUGAUGUCUUAUUUGAAAGUAAAACAUGUAUUGUUUCAAAAGGCAAGCCUCUACUAGUAAAAUAAAGCGAGUGAGUGAUCAAGGGUAAUCCAAAUCUCUAGCCAUAGAAAAAAUCAUGGAUGUAAAUGCCUUUGGCUGUAUUCUAUAGAGCUGAGGAUUUAAAAUAAAAAUAAGAGGGGAUUUUGUUGUCCCUGCAUUACUUUGUGUCUUGUUGACAGUCACUUCCAAUAUAAUAUUCUGAGCACACGGAUAAACUUCGAAGCAAUCAUGUGAGCACCUUCACAUAGAAAUGUUGCAACUGUCAGGUUCUGUUCAUGGAUUCACAUCUGGAAAAGGUACAUCUAUGGAUAAUCCUUACAUACUGUUUCCAUGGUGCUCAUAUGAUUGUUUUUAUUUACAUCAUGCCAAGUCUACAGCCAAAUAGUCUGAAAAACAAAUGAAUUGUAUUCUACCUUCUAGCGGAUCCCACUGGACAAAAUCACAUGGAUUUAAAUGGAGCUGGAUUACACCCAUGAUAUUUUGGAGAUUAAACUUGCAUAUUAUUUGUAAAGUGACUUUAAUGUCGGACCCAGACUUUUUAAUAUAUAGAUAGUGCUGUUGAACAAUGACAUGUCAUCUAUAUCUAGCUUCAAGGAACAACUCUGGCCAGAUUGGGGUGGAGCAAGGGAUACUCAAGGCACCUGGAAAAGCAAUGUGAAAAGCUAGCACUACAAAAGCCCAGGUACAUAAUCACAAGCACAUCACAGUCACAUGGUGAACUUUAGCUACAUUUGGAAUUUGUACUAGUGAGCAAAAAUGGCUAUGUGGUUAAUACAUUUUCUCUUCCUGUUUGGAAAUGUGUAAUACCGAAUGAGUGAGCUGGUCUUUGAUUUCAAGUUGAGAAACAAUUUCACCAUCUUACAAUGAGGCAGUCUUUACGAGUUGCAAACAGUAGCACAAUUGCCUUCUGUAGCCAUGGUUCCUUCCAUUCUCCCAAGUUAUGAAAUGAUGCUGUUUGUGAAACCAACCCUAUUAUUAGCAAUCAUAACAAGAGGUUUGCAGACUAUUUCUCUUCUCUGCUCCUCAAGAUUUGGAUUGCCCUAGCUACUAAUAAACAUUUCAAUAUACAUUAUGGUGCACUGUGAUCAAAUGUUGUGUGGUCAUGUAAAAGUCACAAGCAGUUAUCUCAGCUUUAAGUGUGUGUGCGUGUGUGUGUCUUCAAGAACUGCAUGACUACCCAGUUUUGCGAUGCUAGAAAGUCUUUUUACAUUACCCACUAGUAGCAAUGAUACUAGUGCUAAAUGGAUUAUUUGUGACAAUAUUAAACUUUAUUUUGAUGUGUG